CCGCGCCGAGCACUCCGAUCCGCGCGCGACGCCGAGCUCCCAGUGUGUUUUUACUCGGGGUUGAGUAAACUCCGGCCUGUUGUGUAUCAUAAUACCGUGGCGUGCACACGCGGGUGCUAACGGGGUUAGCGUGCGUCCUCGCGCUAGCGGCCGAGUCGCACUGUUCAACUGAAUGCACCUUCGCCUCCUGCCUUCACCGCGGCCUCGCACACCCGUCCGUCUUCCGUGUCUAAGACGAGAUUCCCGUGAUACGGUCAACAAAAUACUAUCACGGAGCAGCGGGGCUUGCCGCCGCAGACUCCAUAAGCGACCACGCGCUCUUUUUCCGGAUACCUCUGUGAUCGCUCAUUAGAGAUCGAUCGAUCGCGUAUCCAAGACACUUUGGAUUGCGUGCGCGCUUCGCGGUGAUAUGCUAGUGACAGCGAUCCAAGUGCUCCAACCGACGAAUGAGUGAUAGUGCGAACGUGAAUUUAAUCGCAGCAACCGUUUGCGAAAAUAACGCCCGAUUCAAUAAUUAAAGACAAUUGUAUAUCGAUAAAGAAUAUUUAAUAGCUGCGAAAUAAGUGAGAAGAAUACAAGUGGGAUCGAUAGACCACACAAAGAAGAUUUAAUAACGAUGCAGAAUAAACGUAGAAAUAUAAUUUCAAAAAAUAGCGACACUCUCCUAGGAUAUAAAUUUUAACCUUCAAGGAACAUAUGUAUUCUUUUAUAUUUUUUAAAAGCUAAUAUAUAAAUUCUAUUUGAAGUGAAUUGUGAAGAGAAAUUACAAAAGUGGCUUAUAAUUAAAAGACAAGAAAAUAUAUGAAAGGACAGAACAAGAAAUUUCAAGGAAAAAUUACUCACAUGAAAAGUGAUGUGGAUAAUGGAAUAGAAAAUAUAAAAGACUGCGUGAAACUAAAUUUUAAAUUUUAAAUACAAGUGUCACUUCUCAAUAUAACGAAAAAAAAAAAAACGACACUCUGAUAUCCGUGAAGAAUAACCAAUUGUGCGAAUCAGAACAUUCGGAAAACAAUUUCGAGAAACAUGUGCGUGUAGAGGAAUAGUAACGUUAUAGUAGAAAGAACAAUUAUAUAAUUCCUUUACUCCGAUCGGAGCGAAGUGUUUCGAUCGCGAUCAUCGUCCGUGGAUCGUACCGAGAGCGGGUGCGCGAAGAUGCACACGCUCUUUAGCGAGCAGAAUGCGUACUAUCGGCACGCGACGGUGCCGAUGGGCAUGGGCGCGCCGUCGUACCCGGCGGUGGGUGCUCCCGGGAGUUACUACGAGCAGUAUCGAUACGGCGGUUACGCGACGCCUACGGGAUACCCGGUGUCGGGUAUCGGCCAGCAGCACAUCCAUCACGCCGGCAAGGACAUGGUAAAGCCACCGUACUCGUACAUCGCGCUGAUCGCAAUGGCCAUCCAGAAUGCGCCCGACAAGAAGAUUACGCUGAACGGCAUCUACCAGUUCAUUAUGGAUCGUUUCCCGUAUUAUCGUGAGAACAAGCAGGGCUGGCAGAAUUCUAUCCGGCACAAUCUUAGCCUGAACGAGUGCUUUGUAAAAGUGCCGCGGGAUGAUAAAAAACCCGGUAAAGGGAGUUACUGGUCCCUAGACCCGGAUAGCUACAACAUGUUUGACAACGGUUCUUAUCUGAGACGUCGUAGACGUUUCAAGAAGAAGGACGCGCUGAAGGAAAAGGAAGAGGCGAUGAAACGGCAAGGCAUCCUGCCGGAGAAACGUCAAGAGGACAGCAAAUCCGGCAGCAACCAAGUGACGUUGUCGUCGCCGUCGGACGCUCCGACGAAGAAGCUGAGCGCUCUGGAGGCUGCCACCGGUCUGUGCAAGCCCAAGCGGGAACCGACGAACGAUAACCAUUGCAUGGCGGCGGCAACGGCCGCGGCUGUGGCGGUUCAAGCGAGCAAAUACGGCCUGCACAGUCCGAUACAGGAGGACAAGACGACGACGGCGACCGUCGCGGUGCCUGGGCAGAGCGUGAUCCAGACCGCUCUAGGUCAUCAGGUGCACCAAGCGCACCAGGUGCACCAGGAGUCGAUUCAGGACGUGUCGAUGGCCGGCUUGGACCCGACCAGCUUCAGCGUCGACGCGCUAAUGACGACACGAGAGAACAGCGCCGGCUUGAUGACGCGCGACAACCAGCAUCACUCGCACCAUCCGCACGCACUCCAGCAUCCGCACUCGAUCAUGAGCAGCAGGGAGUCUAUGGGUAGCGGCAGCAGGGACCUAUCGUCCGCAGGCACCACCACGACCACCACGACGGCCGCGGUGGCGGCGAUGAUGGCCACCAGCGGCUACGGACACACCAGCACCGUUUCCAGGGGCAACGCCUCGCCACCCGGCACCAUGUACACACCGUACUGCGCACCGGCGGCCGCCGGAUACGCCAUCAUGGACCACGAAUACAACACGGCGCGGAAUCACGCGAGCAACGCCGUCGGCCACUCGCAAUGGUAUCAGGACGCUAGUCCCGACACAGCGAUCUAUCAGGAUACUCAGUCCCCGAGCUGCCAGCUAUACAGGUCCAGCCCGCCGACGCCGCUUUCGACGGGCGCGGCGCCGUCUCCGCCGCUGUACCACAGAUAUUACCAAGACUGUAAUGCCGUCAACACCAGCGGCAAUCUGCCGAUAACGUUGCAGAAGUACUGAGAAUAUCGGAAUUCAAGGUCCCACCAGCGGAACCUUGAAGAGCACCACGGCGAUCACUACGAUCCGGGCUUGAUUUACGUGAAGCAAGAGUGGAUACCCACGACGGACGAGCUCGCCAAGGAAUGGAACUAGAAGGGCCGUAACGAGCUCUGGUAAAAGUCGUAAAUCUAGUUUUCCGUAUCGGAUCGUAUCGCGUAAAAUCGUUAAUAAGCACAUAGGCGAUUAGCUAAUGUGAAAAUUAGCAUAAUAAAUCGUGAAUGUCUCGUCGUUGUUAAGCGACGAGCAAUCCUCGGAGGCGCUGGAACCUCUAACGAUUUUUAUUGAAAUCCCUUCGUGGAAGUAACGUUAAACGGACGCGCUGGUACUGGUAUUCUUCAUUAUUCUGCAUCAUUGUAACAUUUGUAACAUUCGUCAUUUAAUUCGCAUUCGCGAAAGACAUUUACGGUAGAUUUUUGUAAAUGUCAACAAAUGCAUCGAAUAAGAUUAGAAAAAUUUGAUUCAAAGAGAGAAAAUUUGCUUCAAAGAUCAUAAAUCCCAGAAUAAUUGAAAUCCAUCCCAGCAUGAUGCUGGGAUAAUGUACAUUAAAAGGUAUGCGUACGAGAGAGCAAACGAAUUUAAAAAAAAAUAAAAAAAAAAUAUUAAAUUUCGAAAUACGCGAUUAUAAAAGAUAAAGAAGAUUAACGACGGGCAGGACGCAGAAAUCAGUGCGCGAAGAGGAAGAAAUUCGUACAAAAUCAAUUGACUAUUUGAUGAUUUUAUUACAUGAUUUAUUAAAUGAGUAUUUUAAUCUAAAUUGAAAUUUUCCUCAACGAAAUAAAAGGGGGGAAAAAAAACACAGCUCCGAUCACAUACGUACGUAAUUUUAAUCAAAACUAUUCCCAGUCCAAUUGUAAUCCAUGAAUUUCCUCGUCUUCGCACUCUGAAAGAGGAUUCGCUGUUUUCGACAGCAUUGUGAUCUCUGUAAUCGCACGAGGCGGUUCUCCGUAUUUCAUGAGAAGUCGUUUAAUGAAUGGCACGCGAGUGAAUGUCCGGGACAAGGAAACAACUGCGAAUUUCAGCAUAAUCACUCCCAUUUACGCAAACAUCGCGAGACCGGUCGCCGACCUCUACCUGUGACGAACUUCUUUUUUUUCGCGCAAACCAUCUGUGCAAACCGCCGUAAAUCGCGCGAGACACGCGAAAAUAUCGGGGCGUCUCCGCCGGAUCGUUCGCAUCGACAGAUAGCGAUGAGGACGAGUCAGAUGCCACAUCUUCGCUCGCGAUCUUUCGCAUAACGCGCAUCACGGCGUCGAAUCACGUUAUCCCGAUAGUCCGCGAGCGCGACCGCCGCGCGUUUGUACGCGUUUCCGCUCCUUCCGCCAGGAUGCCCUUGGAACGGCUUGAAAAAGUCAUUGUUUGCUUUGCACGGCGCGUUUUUGCAUCGAGUAUUUCCCGAUCCCUCGAAAUGCCCGGUUUUUUUUUUUUUCGCACUGUCGCCGUGAUUAUUUCCGAACGAGUGGUCCCACAAUUUUCGCAUUUAAUGCGACGCUAUAUCGUCGAAUACGUAGUAAAUAAACGAGUCACGCGAGCAGCUUCGGGGAGUGAACGGGUAUAUAUCGAUAGGUUGUUUUAUUGUAAAUAGGGACUAACGUUUUAAUAUUUUAGAAUGGCGAAUCCGCUGAAUUACCCCUAUUAACGCUUAAUAGCGACCUAUCACUACUUGUAGCGAAUUACUUCGGCAAUAUGCAAUAUAACUUUUGAUAUUUAUUUACAUCCGCUUUCACGAAAAUGUGCUUACGAUUGAUUGCAAAUUAAGAUAGACCGGCAGCGGUGAAAUUUUUAACGCAAACAUUUUAAUUGACGGAAACGCGAAAGGUGAUAAUUAUUCGCGAUUUCAAGCGUCCCGAUAGAGAUGCGAAAUUAGCAUAACAAUGUGUAUAGCAUGCCGAGAAAAGUUGACUGUGUCUUCUAAGUUUUCGAUGUUGACGAUGAAAAUUUAUUGCGCUUUAGUCUUCACCUGCAAAGGAAUGUUUGAAGCUGUCACGACGACGGAAGGCGAUAAGAAGUAUUGUAAAUAGAAUAAUAGCUUUAGCGAUUAGUGAAACAUUGUAAUUUCUUCGCAAAAA
Molecule: messenger RNA, 4745 nt
Organism: Solenopsis invicta (red fire ant)
Lineage: Eukaryota; Metazoa; Arthropoda; Insecta; Hymenoptera; Formicidae
Gene: croc
Product: fork head domain-containing protein crocodile
Exons: 2
Coding region: 1153-2640 (495 amino acids)
Biological process (GO): regulation of transcription by RNA polymerase II; anatomical structure morphogenesis; cell differentiation
Molecular function (GO): DNA-binding transcription factor activity, RNA polymerase II-specific; RNA polymerase II cis-regulatory region sequence-specific DNA binding
Source: RefSeq, a predicted model, not a curated record